ACCCGUGUUUACUUCUCACCAACAUUUUUAGUUCGAACAUAACAGUAGUAACACAUAUCUUUAGUGUAGUUUUUGGGGGGGACACAAACGCUCUAAAAAGAAGAUGGAAAUCUUUUCAAAUGACAUCUCGCGAUAUCAAAAUGCUCGCUGGCGGUAAUGUUACAAAACAUGUUUGGUAACAAGCAUGCUGUCGAAGAAAAGUGGUCGUGACAAGCGCCAUCUCACGCUCUCGAAGCAAAACGCCUGCAUAGAUAACCUCGCAAUUUAUGCGAAUUACAAUUUAAAUCAAGUUUAAGCAGCAGUAGUGACGUCUUAUUUCCUGGUUCGAGGUAAGUCCUUAAAGUCCCUGCUAACAUUUAUUCCUCAGUUUCCAAAAAACGAUUGAAAAAAACGUUACGUUUCACACCUCCCAACAGCAGCCAACACGUCUGGAUAUUUUGCAUUGUGCUUAAUAUGUACGUCGUCUAAGAAUGAAAGAGUUCAAGCUGAGGAUGUACCUGAAAUUCUUACUGGCGUCGUUGGGAUCUCAUCUGAAACACAAAUGAACAAAAAAUGAUUCGGUUAAAUAACCACGCUGUGGCAAUUAUGAGCUCCACAAAAGACCGUUCAAACCAAACUCCAGUUAGUAAAAGCUUAGUGCGCACAAUCUUAUGGCAUCCCAUACAAAUUAUAUUACAACGUUCAGAUUUUCAAUAAUAACGAUGCUUAAUUACUGCUACUUUCAAACUUCUCUAGUAUGCAACCGUGUGUCCAGACGAUGAAGGAAAUUUUGUAAAACCCGGCGCUUUAUAAUUUGUAAAAAUACCACUUACUGAUUUUCUAGUACCAUUUUUACUUCCGACUCGGUGAUACGUAUCAUUUUAAAUACAUAUACAGUCUUGCAAAUUUCUCCUUAUUUGGGCAUCCACCCUCCCACACACUGAGCACCCUUUUAAACAGAGUGAGCAGUGCAGUUGCACUGACGUGUAACAUGAUUGAGCCACUGUUUGUGUGCAGUUUCAUAACAACUGACUGAAUCGCAACAACGAUGCCUGAAGGACCCGAGUUGCACCUGGCCAGCCUUUUUGUGAACAAAAUGUGUGAGGGGGUGCUGUUUUCUGGCCCGGUCAGAAAGUCUGAGGUCAGCAAGAGCCCCGACGUGGCAUUCGCCUGCGAGGCGUACCGCAUCAGUGCCACUUCCAGAGGGAAGGAAGUGAAGCUCACGCUGACGCCAAUUGAGAGUGAUGACACAAAGGCCAAAGAGGCACAGCAGCCCAUGGACAUUGUGUUUCGCUUUGGCAUGUCAGGCUUUUUCCGUUUCACCGCGGAGGGCGAGCUGCCCAAACAUGCCCAUUUGUGCUUUUAUUCGAAAGAAAAGCCUCGCAGAGUGCUCAGCUACGUGGACGCACGCAGGUUCGGCAGCUGGCAGCCACAUGGAACCUGGCAGCCUGACAGAGGGCCUUGCGUCAUGUUUGAGUACAAAAGCUUCAGGGAGAAUGUGGUGACGCACCUGUCUGACCGUGCCUUUGACCGGCCCAUCUGUGAAGUCUUGCUCAAUCAGAAGUACUUCAAUGGCAUCGGCAACUAUCUCAGGGCGGAGAUCCUUUACAGGUUAAAAAUCCCACCCUUUGUACCUGCCCUCACCGUGCUUGAAGGUCUUGAGUCAGAGGAUGCUUGUGAAGACGAGAAGCCUGUGAAGAAUGACAUUUUGAACCCAAAGGCUGCGAGGACAGCUCAAAAGAUUCAAGUGAAAGACGAGAGCGCCGACCUGCUCAGGCUGUGCCACACAGUUCCUCUGGAGGUGAUCCAUUUAGGUGGGAAAGGCUACGAUCCGGAGAAGGCCAACUACUCUGACUUUGAGGCCUGGCUGCAGUGUUACUAUGUGGACGGAAUGAAGUCCAUGCGUGACCACAACGGCAGGACUAUAUGGUUCAAAGGCGAUCCAGGCCCCAUGGCUCCCAAAGAUUCUAAAUCACCAAAGGCCAAAAAGAGAACGAAAAAAGAGGACGAUCAUGAUUACACCAGCAUGAAAAAGGGGGCCAGGACACAAUCGGAAACCACAGCGUCAAAAACAGUCAAAAAGAAAAUCAAAGCGGUACAGACAAAAAAGCACGUGCCACAAAAAGAAGCCACACCUCGAAAAACUGUAAAAUCCUUGAAAAUGGACACACCACUUCGUGAACAAAAGCCACCUGCAAGGAGGAAGACGACAGAGCCAGCAGGUUCUCUGAGGCGUAGCAGUAGACUGACGAGACAAAAUGUGAAGUAAAAACAAAAAGGAGGCCGUCACUGGAUUUUGAAACACUAUUUUAAUUUUUUUGUAUCUUUUUAAUAAUAAAAAACAAUUACAAUUCA
This is a messenger RNA of Hippocampus zosterae (dwarf seahorse), 2334 nucleotides long. RefSeq names its product nei-like DNA glycosylase 1 (gene neil1). The coding region runs from base 1028 to 2248 and encodes 406 amino acids. The record is from RefSeq and is a predicted model, not a curated record. Gene Ontology annotation, biological process: base-excision repair. NCBI's taxonomy places the organism in Eukaryota, Metazoa, Chordata, Actinopteri, Syngnathiformes, Syngnathidae. Gene Ontology annotation, molecular function: DNA N-glycosylase activity; zinc ion binding; DNA-(apurinic or apyrimidinic site) endonuclease activity. The transcript has 9 exons. Gene Ontology annotation, cellular component: nucleus.